GACCACAUCAAAUGGAAGUUGGCUGAUGUGGUUUCACAGAUUGAAACUAUAUCUAAGGACAUAAGCAACCUAGAUGUUAGCACACAGCUUAGCCAGCCACAAAAGGACCUGAAAAUGAUGACUGUAAAAGCCCCUCAUGCCACGGGAUACUCACAUAAAGGUCCAGAGGAGCAGAUUGAUAAAUUGGAAAGGAAGGUAAUCGUACUGGAAGAGGAGAAAAGAUGUUUAGCAAAACAGCUCAAAGAUGUUACUGCCAUGAACACCCGGUGGCAGAUGUACGAUAGCCAGAGGGAAGACUAUGUCGUACAACUGAAUCUGAAAUUGAAUGCUUUACAGAAACAAGUGGAUGAGUUAUGUAUGCAAACAGGAAAAGAAGGUGUACAUCAUGUGGAGGAGUCAUGCAACGAGAAGAUCCAAGCGCUGGAGUACCAAGUGAAAACGAGUCAAGAAGACUUUGAACUGGAGCGUAUGGACAGAGGCAGAGUACAAGGACAGUUGCAGGAAUUUAAAGAAAAGUUAGAAGAUGCUGAACGUGUAAACAAAAAACAAAAGGAUUUGAUAUUCUUCUAUAAAGUACAACUUCGAGAACUCAGUCGCAGCUUUGAUCAACCUGAUUUAAGAGCUCCUUACUUGGCCAACAUUAACAGACCAAGAUCCAAGUAUUAUUUGAGGCAUUGUCCAGGUCUUGCUAAUGAUGUCGAAGUAGACGAAGUUAAUGAUUUUGAUGUAGAGGAUUGUUCUGGCUCUGGUACUUCCCCCAAAAAUCAGAAAUUUCUUGGGGGCAAUAUGGAUGAUGUUGAAGUUGAUGGAGAUGCCAGCAAUGUUGAAGCUGGUAAUGAUGAAGAUGUUGCCAGAGAUGAGGUUGAUUGUGGCGAUGUUGAGCUUCUCUGCCCAAAAUGCUCUAAACAUUUUGCCUACUCGGAGCAUGAAAAACUAAUGGAACACAUGGAUUACUGUUAAUGGGACACUUAAUGCUGAUUAAUUUAGAACAAUUCUUAUAA
Anneissia japonica is the source of this 1001-nucleotide messenger RNA. Its product is annotated as TNFAIP3-interacting protein 2-like. Lineage: Eukaryota; Metazoa; Echinodermata; Crinoidea; Comatulida; Comatulidae. Gene Ontology annotation, biological process: mitotic cytokinesis; regulation of phosphatidylinositol 3-kinase/protein kinase B signal transduction. The record is from RefSeq and is a predicted model, not a curated record.